Molecule: messenger RNA, 975 nt
Organism: Strongylocentrotus purpuratus (purple sea urchin)
Lineage: Eukaryota; Metazoa; Echinodermata; Echinoidea; Camarodonta; Strongylocentrotidae
Exons: 3
Coding region: 1-708 (235 amino acids)
Source: RefSeq, a predicted model, not a curated record
AUGAACCAAGGAACUUGCGGGGAGCCAAGAAAUAAGUUCUUCCAGUUGUUCAUCUGGCUGGUCAGUGGUUUCCUCAACCUCAAGAGGGUCUCUCUGUGGUCUUUCUUCCAGUUGUUCAUCUGGCUGGUCAGUGGUUUCCUCAACCUCAAGGGGGUCUCUCUGUGGUCUUUCUUCCAGUUGUUCAUCUGGCUGGUCAGUGGUUUCCUCAACCUCAAGGGGGUCUCUCUGUGGUCUUUCUUCCAGUUGUUCAUCUGGCUGGUCAGUGGUUUCCUCAACCUCAAGGGAGUCUCUCUGUGGUCUUUCUUCCAGUUGUUCAUCUGGCUGGUCAGUGGUUUCCUCAACCUCAAGAGGGUUUCUCUGUGGUCUUUCUUCCAGUUGUUCAUCUGGCUGGUCAGUGGUUUCCUCAACCUCAAGGGGGUCUCUCUGUGGUCUUUCUUCCAGUUGUUCAUCUGGCUGGUCAGUGGUUUCCUCAACCUCAAGGGGGUCUCUCUGUGGUCUUUCUUCCAGUUGUUCAUCUGGCUGGUCAGUGGUUUCCUCAACCUCAAGGGAGUCUCUCUGUGGUCUUUCUUCCAGUUCAUCUUGCUGGUCAGUGGUUCCCUCAACCUCAAGGGGGUCUCUCUGUGGUCUUUCUUCCAGUUGUUCAUCUGGCUGGUCAGUGGUUCCCUCAACCUCAAGGGAAGCAAUACCAUCGUCUUGAAGUGCACCUAGCCAGUUAUGUGGUAGGGCAGCAGCAUCACCUAUAACCAAACAAAUUUAAUGGUUCUUGUUAUAUUUCAUGAAACAGAAAGAAAUACUUCUAAAUAUAUAUAUAUAUAUAUAUAUAUAUAGGACACAAGGUAGAUUUAUUUUUACAUUAUAUAUAUAUAUAUAUAUCCAUAUAUAAACCUAAAGAGAAGAAGAAGGAAAAAAAGAAAAAGAAGAAGAAGACAUAUUAAACAGAAUAUGCAUGUAAGGUGUAACAUCUUUAGAAAGAAA